GGUUCAAAAAAAAAAAGGGCGGACCGAGGAGUGGAGACCGCGGAACGACUGGAGAGAUCGCUAUUUAAAGAACCCUCCUCCCAUCUAUCCUUGUCCUCCACUUGAGCGACAGGUCGAAUGGCGAGUGUGAGAGGGAGCUGGACCGAUCGCGCAAGAAAUCCGCCGAUCCCUCCUAAUUCCGGUAGUGGAGUUUGCAUGAUGAAUACAUCAUGGAGGGAUAACCAGCAUCCAUCCUUCAUUCUCUUCAUUUCAUCAUUCCUUAGUGCAAAUUCAUACCGUCUAAACUUCCUACCCAUAGCCGCUGAUUUCAUAUUCAACAAUGGUGGACUAUCAGUUGCUUUUAUUUUUGUAACAAAUUGGGAUUGUGAUAAUGGAUCUGCUGUCUUUGACAGAGCUGAAAAAUUGAAGAGGCAGUUCAGGCAUCUGUAUGUUGUCGUAUCUGUCCCAACAAGGGAACAAAAUGAUUCUUUCAAUCACUCAUACUUCAAGUAUGCUGUGGAGCUUGGUAGCCCAACCUUUGUGCCAGUUCAUGAUCCAGAGAUGGGCUUCGAGAAGAUUGUGAAGAUAGCUCAUGCUCAUGGGGGUAGGAUGUUGAUCUCUAUUUCUAAUCUGAGGUGUUCCUCUUUGAAUGACACAUACCAUGCUAAUCACUCAUCUGCAGUAUGUAAACGACAAGAUGCCAUCUCCAUGAUGAAGAAUGAGCGUGAGCAAGCAGUGCAAGGAAUGGACUUAUUCCUCAGAGUGGUUACCUCCAUACCCGGAAUCGACAACCAUGAUGCGAAUGCACUUGCCCAAGCCAUUGGUUCAAUUGAAGCAAUAUCAAAAGCAUCGAAGGGCUUUAUUCUGGAAAAUACAGACCUUUCAGUGGAUAAAGCAGAAAGGAUUGUCAACUCUCUAUUUUCUGUUUCCAAGGAUGAACAUCACCGUUUUGGGGUUUUGUUUGCUGUACCUGCAAAUCAUGAUUAUUUUUUUGACCUUGCAAAUUUCAUAAGGUAAGCCACAAUCGUGUGGGUGGUUGGGUGGUUUCCCAUGCAUGCGGGUGAAUGUCUGGACGUGUACAUGUGUUUUACAAAGCUUUAACAGAUCCCUAAGAAUUAGAACGUUCUGAUGGGUGGAAGUUCAGAAGUUCUUUUUUUCUCCAUCCUCAUGUUGCUGACUCUUUUCAUGUCAAUUGUAUUCUUAGUUUCUUUUUUUUUUUAAAGAAAAAAGAGUGAUUUCUCCAAAUUCCAUGUCCAAAUUAAAGAGAAGUUGAAAGAAGUGGACUCCACAAACAGCCUCCAUGGUUUCUUCAUGGUUCGUAGCUGCACUAAUAUUUAUCCUUUCCAGUAUCAAUAGGGCUAGGUAUUUUUUGCAGGGAUAUUCACUGGAGGCCACCAUCUAUAAUUGCAAAUGUUAACACAUACAACAAUAUUGGAUCACAUCAUGGUUUGCUAAUUGCGUUACCUGCUGCUACUGCUCAAUCGAAAACAGUGGAAUUUAUCAUCAAUUUUAUAAAAGUCAAUUUGUUCUCUCCACAUUUUUAAUAAUAGUGAAAAUAUGAACACCCUCAAGUAACUGUACUUAUCUUUUUUUCUAAGCAAAAACAUAUGGUUUAUGGAAAAAAACUCCCAGAAUUGAUGUUCUUUUUUUUCUCAGUUAGUAUUUCAGUAAGUCAACACCUUCAUACAAUGGUCAUACAUAGGUUGCACUGGUCGCUUAUUUUGAGGAAUGGCUAACUACGUCAAAGAACCACUGAACCACUUUGAUCACCUUUAAUUAACCCCCCACCCCUGUUCCCUCACUUUAGCAAUUGGUCUCUGACUCUGUUCUUAUGUUUAGCUGCUUGGGGUAUGCAAAAAAUGUUUUUUAUCAGAUGGCAAUACUUCUUCAGUUGAAGCAAGUGAUUCAUUAAUAACUAGAAAACAGAUGGCAUGACUCUGCAUUAUAUUGCAUCCAAUCACCACCGUUGAUAUAACUACUAGAUUUCUUCUAGCAUUUUAGGUUUGAAAUUUUAUACUUCCAACUUUAGACGGACAGUUCUUAUUCUUAAGAGUCCAUACUUUUUUUCAAUAAUUUGAUAUUAUGAUCAUCCUACGCAUCACCAUGUUCAUGAAUGGAAUAUAGCUGACCUGUUCGGUAUUGCUUUUGUUUUGUAUUUUCACUUGUAGAAAUCCAAAGAGAAAAACGAAGUAGACUGAACAACAUGCAUGACGAAAUCCUUUAAAAAAGAAAAUUAUUUGUAAAAUCUUUGAGAGCUUUGGCAGAUUUAUUGCUUUCAAACGUCAAUCUCCAUUUGGGAUUUUACUAAUUUGUAAAGAAACAAAAACACGAGAAGCAGCAAAGCUGAACUGGCAUGAACUUCAUUUUUUGUGCACUUAGUUUCAGAGAAGGAUUUUUGAUGUACUUGGAUAAGUUAUGAGUCGACUUUGUUUUAAAGAACCUCUCUGUCAUAUUCUAUUGUGCUUAUCUCAGUGGGAUGGCAGAGUGAACUACAGUUCUGGUUAAUUUCUCGAGUUCCCAUUCCAGAUGCAAUUUUUUCAGGUAGGAUGAACCGUUUGAUAGUCUUGACGAUAUGUGCACAUGAUAUCUGGUCAUGCUCUCUCUGAACUUACAGUUCCAAAUCUAAGCUGCAUUGCAAUCAUGAGAUCUUCUGCUUAUCUUUUUUGAGAAAAGAGAUUUUCUGCAUAUCAAAGGGCUAUAAAUGCUAGUUGUAAUGUUCCAUGAUAGAGAAUGAUUUAUGAAAGAUGACUUGUUUUUCUGCA
Messenger RNA from Elaeis guineensis (African oil palm), 2741 nucleotides. Its product is annotated as protein PARTING DANCERS homolog. Gene Ontology annotation, biological process: resolution of meiotic recombination intermediates. Lineage: Eukaryota; Viridiplantae; Streptophyta; Magnoliopsida; Arecales; Arecaceae. The record is from RefSeq and is a predicted model, not a curated record.